Messenger RNA from Parastagonospora nodorum SN15, 2392 nucleotides. RefSeq lists its product as hypothetical. Gene Ontology annotation, molecular function: protein tyrosine/serine/threonine phosphatase activity. The transcript has 4 exons. NCBI's taxonomy places the organism in Eukaryota, Fungi, Ascomycota, Dothideomycetes, Pleosporales, Phaeosphaeriaceae. Bases 407 to 2392 code for a protein of 661 amino acids. The record is from RefSeq and is a predicted model, not a curated record. Gene Ontology annotation, biological process: nuclear DNA replication; protein dephosphorylation.
CUUCACUCCUCAUCAUCUCUUUCAACAAGAUGCAGUGCGCAUACAUUGUCGCGCUUUAGAUUGCUCCUCCCGCGAAGGGCCGGGACUCUGGGCAGCUCUUUCCUCCUACGUCUGCGUGUUGAUAACGACAACAAAUCACGUCUUCGACUCACAAUCGAGCGUGCCUAAACCUCUCACACCCGUCUUUUGUCCCGUAUUCUCAUCAAUUGCUCAAUAUCACCGGCCGUUGCCAUCUCGCUAUAACGUGACACCCGCACGUUGGACCUUUAAUUCUGGACCUUGAUUGGGAAGGGCGACCCUAUAUCGAGCAGUCUAUCUAGUUGAAGGGACGCGUCUUGCCAAAUAGUAGGUGUUCACGUUGCGUGCCUUCAACUGCACCUGAGCGUCACUCACUCCAACGAUAAGCAUGGCUACUGCUAUCGCAACCAGGGCAUUGCCAAUACCAUCUCGGUCUCCUACACCUCCACCACACCUGUCGCUCAACACAUCGUCGCGUGGAGCGCCAGCUGCCAUUCCCAACAAGCACAUCCCAACAUGCUCGCCAGGUGGGCUUCCAGAGACGCCGCCAGCUUCACCUCCGCGACAGGACAGCCUGGUUGAGACCUCGUCAAUCACAUAUCCACCCAAUGCAAACUGUACAGAAUACUCGGAUAAUCCGCCAGUGUAUACCAUCACUGCAGAUUGCAUGGCCGAAGCUCUGGAGCACAUGGCAACACAACCUCUACCAAACCCUGAGCAAGUGUUCCCAUGGAUGCAUGGCCUUCAUCCCGAGAACCAAAUUCAGCUCACCUUCUUCUCGUCUCGUCGUAAGAGCGUUCGCAAGGUGCCCAGGUGCAUUCGUGGUCUCACGAUUGUCAAGACUGGUGGCAAUCUGAAUAGCUCUAAGUUGAAGGGGGCGAUCGCUCCAGACGAAAUAUUAGAGUCGGCUUCCUCGGACGCUCCUGCGUUCAUCGAGUGUGACCCUAAGGAUGGCUUCUCCGUGCGCAACUUCCAGAUUCAAGCAUGUAAAAUGGCUAUGUUGUCAGAUAUCAUUGUGUAUGGCGACCAGAAGACACAGCCAAACGAGACGGUUGCCCUGGCACAGCGAAUUUCCAAGGCUCAGAGACAGUAUGAAGAAGAGAAUGGCUUUCCGCGCUGCUUGUUCAAUACUUUUAUGCUCUCGGUCUUCUGGGAACGCUAUGAGAUGUGUGAAAUGUCGAAAGCAUCUGAGAUUAGCAACAACGUCUUCCUUGGACCCACACCCGACACUGCGCUGAACCCCAACUGCGUAGGCGAAGAUGCAUACGAUAUGCUGAUCGAUGCGACUGACCUCGCCCAUGUACCGGAGUCGCGAUCGCUACGAGCGCUCAAGAUGGGUCUCGAGAGGAAGAGUCGAAAACACGCCUUGCAUAUGGAGUUCCCCUCCUCAGGAAGUAUUAUGCCUCCAAGCUGGUCGCACUCGGAAAUCGAUGGCUUGAUGGAGAUGUGCAAAUGGAUGUACGAGUUGGCGAACCCUCAUGAAAUCAAACGAACGAAGCGCCGAAGAUCUGAUGAAGACGAAGCUAUUGGGCUGGAUGACAUUGUGAUGCCACGCAAAUUCUUGAUCCAUUGCACAGAUGGCUACACAGAAACGACGCUCCUCGCCUUGGCAUACUUCAUGUAUGCCGAAGGUCUACCGGUGCAUGAUGCUUGGAUCCGGAUGCAUCGGGAAAAGGGCAGGAAUUUCUUUGCCUAUCCUUCUGACGUUGCGCUUUUGACUGCUAUUCAACCUCGCAUACUGCAGGAAUCUCCUCGAUUCAGCCAGAGUGUCUUCAAUUUGUCCGAACCGAAGUGGCUUUCAAAGAUUGAUGGGAGCUUGCCCAGCAGAGUACUGCCGUACAUGUACCUAGGAAACCUUGGACAUGCCAAUAACCCGGAGCUCCUUCGCGAGCUCGGUAUCACGCGGAUCCUCAGUGUUGGAGAACCUCUCUCUUGGUCAGACGAUCUGAAAAACACACUCGAUUGGCCUGCUGAGAACUUGAUGAUGGUCGAUCGCGUCCAAGACAACGGCGUCGAUCCACUCUGGGCAGAAUUCGAGCGAUGCUUGAAGUUCAUUGCUAACAUGAUUGUAGAAGCUGGCAAAGAAGACGGCGGAGCAACUCUUGUCCAUUGCCGAGUUGGUGUUUCACGAUCUGCGACCAUAUGCAUCGCUGAAGUCAUGAAUGAGCUGGGCUUGUCUUUUCCACGCGCAUACUGCUUUGUCCGAGCCAGGCGCUUGAACGUUAUAAUCCAACCACAUCUUCGCUUCACGUACGAGCUUCUCAAGUGGGAAGAGUUCCAGCGUCAGCGACGCAACGAACCUCUUCGCCGCGAACUUGAGUGGGCCACUGUUGCACGCGAAAUCGCGCUGAUGAAUAAGCCCUACUCGAAGUGA